Messenger RNA from Plasmodium relictum, 624 nucleotides. Its product is annotated as conserved Plasmodium protein, unknown function. Lineage: Eukaryota; Apicomplexa; Aconoidasida; Haemosporida; Plasmodiidae. Bases 1 to 624 code for a protein of 207 amino acids. The record is from RefSeq and is a predicted model, not a curated record. The transcript is spliced from 2 exons.
AUGAUUAAAUCAGUUAUCUGUUAUUUUUUUUUGUUAAUAUUUUAUGUAGUCAAGGGGGAAAAUGAUGGAACAUUAAAUAUAAUCACAAAAAAUAUUGACCUCAAUUCAUUACAGGGAACAUUUUACGAAAUAGUUACAAAUGCUACAGAUAAGAUUUUCCCAGGUUUAGCAUGUAGAUGUACGAAAUAUGAAUUUUCAGGUUUGAAAAGAGAAGAAAAAAAAGCAUAUUUAACAUUGAAUUUUUCUUGUAAUAGAAACUUUUUAUUUGGAGAACAAAAAUCAAAUAUGGCUUUUAAGUUAAUAUUAAAUAAACCUUUAGAUGAUAACGAAACAACUGUAGAGGAAUUCAUUGCAAGUCUAUUAUUAGUUCAAAAUAAUCAACAAAUAUUAUUAAGUAACCAUAUGAAAAUAAUAUAUGCUGAAUCAAAUGAUCAAAAUGAAUUAGAACAUAUAAUUAUUGGUGGAAAUAAAUCUAGUGAACCAAUGAUAAUUAUUUCUAAAUAUAGAACAAUAAAUUUAGAAACUUAUAACAGACUCAUAAAUUCUCUUUAUUUAUCUGGAUACCAAUCUGCUCUUUUAAAUUGGCCUUUUAUCAUUCAAACUGAUCAAACUCUUUGUGAUUAA